AUGGAUGAUCCAGUUCCAAAGAGUGAGUAUCAGGCGGCGCGAGGAAGAGGACGUGGUGCUACUAGAAGACGCGGUGAUAGUAGAGGAGGCGGUGCUGGUAAAAGACGUGGUGCUACUAGAGGACGUGGUGGUAGAGGACACCAUCUGGUAGAUGAGCUAGUUGAGGUCGCUCCCAUUCCAACUGGACCGUCACCUAAGUUUAUGCCGGUGCGCCUAUUUGCGGAGAUACCUGAGUCUUCAUCUCAGCCGAACCAGAAUACGUACAUCGAGGAACGUGAUGACUUCGAUUGGGCAGCUCUUCGCGCAUCAUUAGAAGAUGAGCAGCCAGUGAGAAAUUUAGACGGACUCAAAAUUCUUGAGUUCGAUGACUUUUUAAUCCCGGCUCAUCCUUCGGCGCCUGCGGUGGCAUCUCUCGACAAGGAUAAGGUCUCGUCUUCAGAACCAGAUCAGCCUGAGAUUUUGAGCAUAACAGCGGGAUUAGAUCUCAAGAAGAAGUACAUUAUGCAGAAGGGCUACGUUAUGCAGAAGGGCACAAGGGCGAGGGAUGAUCAUGGCUUAGAGCAUCCUCUUAUUAAGAGAAAAAAGGGGGAUGGAGACUUCGAAGCCAUAAAAACUGCAUCUUUUCCUCUCACAAACACUACUGAAUUCAAAGUGAGAUGUGUUGAGAGUGAGAGAAAAGCCCUUUUAAGCUUCAAGCGAAGUCUCACAGAUCCCUCCGACCGACUGGCUUCUUGGGUAGGCAAAGAAUGCUGCAUUUGGAAAGCCGUUUAUUGCGACAUCCAAACUGGUUAUGUCAUCGGCCUUGAUCUCAAUGAUAGAUCAAACAAUUGCUAUUGGAAGAAAUUGGGACAUUUGAUUCCAGGCAAUUCAACAUGCUUCGGUGGCAAGAUAAGUCCUGCUUUACUCGAAUUGCGAUACUUGAAGCAUUUAGACCUUGGUGGUAACGACUUCCAAGGACUUGCCACUCCCAAUUUCUUGGGUUCUCUUGAAAAUUUGCAAUACCUUAAUCUCAGUCUUUCAUCUCUUGUUGGUAUUCCUCCUUCAUUUGGAAACCUAUCAAAUUUACGUUAUUUAAACCUGUGGGCAUAUUCCUAUCCUAUCGAUACUGUUGAAAGAAGUUGGGUCAAAGAUUUGAAUUGGGUUUCCGGUCUGUCUUCUUUGAAGUACAUUGAUCUUUCUUAUGUGAACCUUUCUUUGGUGAAACAUUGGCUUGAAGCUUUUAAUAAGCUGCCAUCUUUAGUGACUCUGCGUCUGCAAAGUUGCAGUCUUCACUAUCACCCUUACUCCUUCCCCAACUGGAAUAUGACUUCCCUUUCUUAUCUCUCCCUUUCACAGAAUAACUUUGUUAAUUUUGUGUUGCCAAAAUGGUUGUCGAAUGCCACCACUGUCGAGGUACUUUAUAUAACAUUCAGCAACAUCCAAGGCCCAAUAUCCAAUGUCGAGUGGGGUAAACUCUGUAAUUUGCGGCAGUUGUCUCUAACACAGAAUAAAAUUAAUGGAGACAUAAGCCGAAUAGUGGAAGGAUUGUCCAGCUGCAGCAACAAGACGAUAGAGGUAUUAUAUCUUGGCCAAAAUGCAUUGACAGGGCAAUUGCCAAAUUCAUUAGGACAUCUGAAGAACAUAAGGAUUCUUGUUAUUUCUUUUAACCUGAUAUCAGGGGCCGUUCCAGCAUCUAUUGAACAGCUUACACGGUUGGAAAAGUUGGACAUGGGAGAGAAUCAACUGUCGGGACCCUUACCUGAGAGUAUAUUUAAUUUUUCUGAAUUAACUUUCUUGGGGCUGACAACAAAUUAUGCUUUGGAAGGCAACCUUGGCCAAAAUCACUUUGCAAGAUUCCAUGGACUGACAGUUCUAUCCCUAUCUUGUGGAAGAAGUUUUUCGGUCAACUUGACCAAUGAAUGGGUUCCUCCAUUCAGCCUCACAUAUAUCGAGCUUAGAAGUUGCAGUUUGGGUCCCAAGUUCCCGACAUGGCUGGAAACUCAAAAGCAACUUCAGUUUGUCAUUCUCACCAAUGGCUCCAUUUCAGAUCCUAUACCUCCUUGGCUUUGGACACUGUGCUCACAAUUGCAAUGGCUCGAUCUAUCAGAUAAUCAGAUUGGUGGAAGUCUUCCGAGGUUAGUAAAUUUUCCAUCAACAUCCCAAAACUGGACAGUGGGUUUCUAUUUUAGUUACUAUUAUGGUGUCGUGGUGGACUUGAGUUCCAAUCGCUUCCAUGGUUUGUUACCUCUUUGGCCAAAUGUGACACAUUUGAGUCUAGCAAAGAACUUGUUUUCAGGAUCUAUACCCUUAAACAUCGGUCAUGUGAUGACAAAACUUCAAGUGUUAGAUCUUUCUAGAAAUGCUUUUAUAGGAUCUAUACCUUAUUCAAUAACAAGAGUGAACAAGCUAUUGAGAUUGGACCUUUCAGACAAUCAUUUGUCUGGAAAGAUUCCUGAUUGGUGGUAUGAAUCGCAACAACUUCAGGUCAUAGAUUUGUCAGGGAAUAAUUUUACAGGUGGUAUUCCUCCUACAAUAUGUUCACCACCUUCACUUUUUUGGUUGAGAUUGAGUCGCAAUAACCUUUUUGGAGAACUUCCAAAAUCAUUAAGCAAUUGCAAAAGCUUGCUUGCACUUGAUAUUGGAGAGAACAAAAUCAGUGGCACCAUACCUGAGUGGUUCGGAGAAAGUCUCUUAUCUCUGCAAAUACUUAGAAUGACGCAUAACAUGAUUGAUGGAUGCAUUCCACCACAACUAUGCCAACUUUCUAGCCUCCAAAUUCUUGAUCUUUCACAUAACCAUUUGACGGGUUUUAUUCCUUCCUGCCUGGGAAGUUUGAGAGGUCUUAAGUCCACGAAAUUUUACAAGUGGUUUCCCAACUACUUCUAUUUCAGCUAUGUUUUUACGCCCAAUAUGGAGUUGGUUGAGAAAGGAACAAAGAGGACUUACACCGUUAACUUAGACCAAGUGAAUCUUAUUGAUCUUUCCUGCAACAAUCUUCACGGUGAAAUCCCGAAUGAGAUUACUGGUCUCUCAGACUUGGGGAAUCUAAAUUUAUCGGGGAACCAAUUAUCAGGAAAAAUUCCGAAGGACAUAGGGAGCAUGCAGCUAUUGGAGACACUAGACCUUUCCUCUAACCAUCUCUCAGGUUCUAUACCAUUGAGCAUGACUUCCAUCACCUCAUUGAGCCAUCUUAACUUGUCAUAUAACAACCUUGGUGGCCCUAUCCCAUCAACAAACCAAUUUGGAACCUUUACUGAUCCUUCAUGUUUUGAAGGAGUGGGAUUUGUUGUCAUGUUUUUGGCGACAUUUAGUAGCUUGAUGAUAAAAAGUCGUGGGCAUAUUGCUGCUUCCAUUUCAUGGAGGAAGUUGGAGAAAGAAUUAUCAGGUGUUGUUUGGGUUUCAUGGCUUGCUUGA
Lycium ferocissimum is the source of this 3393-nucleotide messenger RNA. Its product is annotated as receptor-like protein EIX2. Gene Ontology annotation, molecular function: protein binding. The transcript has 4 exons. Lineage: Eukaryota; Viridiplantae; Streptophyta; Magnoliopsida; Solanales; Solanaceae. Bases 1 to 3393 code for a protein of 1130 amino acids. The record is from RefSeq and is a predicted model, not a curated record.